AUGUCAGAUUCUGGCUCUGAGAAUUCUUCAGAUGGUUAUGAAGGUCAUCGUGGACGAAAAACUCCACCUGGUGGUGAUGAUUUAUCACCUGGUUAUGAUCAUAAGUCAAGUCCGAAAUCACCAAUGAGUUCAGCUCCGUCUUCACCUCGUGCCAAAAGUCCAUGUUCUCCACCGGCAUCUCCUCUGUCGCCCCGAGAAAGGUCGCCGAAAUCUCCAAGUGAACCAGCGUCGCCUCAAUCAUCUCCUUCUCAUCAAUCACCUAGAUCUCCACAAUCACCGCGAUCUCCUCGUUCUCCAAAAUCUUCUCGCUCAAGACGCAGUUCCGUUAAAUCGGGUAGUUUAUCGCCAAAAUCUUAUCAUUCCGGUAAUUCCAUUGAUUCACCAAGAUCUGACCGUAGUUCACCACCUGCAUCACCUGUAAAAAAUUCAGAUUCUUAUAGAGGUACCGUCGGUCCAAGUUCUCCAAAAUCACCGAGAAAUGAUAGAGAUACUCCGAAAUCAUUUACGUCAGAUCCGCCUUCACCACGUUCACCGAAGUCUCCUAGGAAUACUGGCUCUAGAGAUAGUUCACCUAAAUCUUUAUUAUCAGGACGUAGUUCACCUAAAUCACCGGUUUCUGGACAGAGCUCACCGAAAUCUUCAAAGUCUGGUCGUGAUUCAAUGACAAACAAUCGUUCACAUCGAAAACGAUCUCCUCAUGAUAAAUCUAAUCACAAAAGUGAUUCUUACAAUGAUUUAGAUGGAGAACAAAUUUCAGAUGGUGAUAUUGAUGAUGAGCCGGAGCUUAAAUCAAGAGCACAACCAGUACCAAUGACACAUGGAGAAGAUUUGUCCGAUGUUUCAGAUCUUGAUAGCAUGGACGGCGUUGAAGAGCCAGAAGAAAGUCAUGAUAAAAGUAAUCGAGAAUCGAAUCAUUCACGUACGGAAGAGCAGAAAGAUGAUAAAGAUGAAAAAGUAUCGGUUAAUAUUGCUGAAGAGAGUGAGCAGCUUGAUUUCGAAGCCGAGGGACAGUGGAAAGAUGAUCGUGAAGAUGCUGAAUCUGAAGCACCGUCUAAAGAAUUUAAAGAUUCUAAAGAUAAAGAUCCUAAAGAUAAAGAUAAGGUAAUUGAAGCUGGUGAAAUAAAUGAUGAGAAUGGUAAAGAAGACACGGAAGAUGGUGAAAAAGUUGAAUCUGAACUUGAAGAAGGUGAAUUAAGCGAUGGAGAUGACGCGCGUCCGGAAGAAACAGAACCACGACCAGUAUGUCGUUUUUACAAUCGUGGACAAUGUACAUGGGGUGUAAGUUGUCGUUUUCUUCACCCUGGCGUUACUGAUAAAGGUAAUUACACAAUGUUUGACAUGGUAAGACCAAUGACUUAUCCACCACACCCGAGUGGGGCUCACGACUUCCGACCUCAUGUUGAACGACCAAAUAUUCGACCGAUGCCAGGUUAUCCAUCCGCUCAUCAUCCACCGAAGAGUGGUGAAGAAUUUCCACCCGAGUCAGCUUGGGAACGUGGUCUUCGUCAUGCUAAAGAAAUGAUGCGAAAAGCGAACAAACGUAAGGAAACAGAUAUGGACUUUGAAGAAAAGAAAAUGAAUCUCAGUCUCGGUCAAGAAGACGUAGAUCGUGAUGGAGGAGGAUACUAUGUAAGACCAAUGAGUCCAGCUGAACCACUUGUUGAAAGAUGGCCUCCACGAGAAGCUCCUCCCAGGAGAGUUCAACAUCCACGUAUGACUCCUGAAGUUUACGAUGAGCCAGAAGGUUAUUCAUAUCCACCCUCUGGUCCUCCUGAAUACUAUCGGAGAGUUCAAUAUAAAGUUGAUCAUCCACGUUCUUCGGGACCAGAGUACAGAGAACGCGUUGAACAUCAUCCUGUACCUCGCGGUGCUCCUCAUUCUAUGUCUCCGCCGCCGAUGCGUGAACGAGAAAGAGAACGUGAUAGAGAGCGUGAUUAUUAUGAAAAGUAUGAGAAAAAACACAAGAAACCAUCUAGGGAAGUUAUUGUGGAGAGAAUUCCAGUUGCUAAACCUUGGCGAGAGGAAGAGCCACCACCAGCAGAGCGUGGACGCGGUGAUGAAUGGGCCGAUCCAUGGAUGAGGCGUAAAUCGCCUAGUGCUGUUCGUCGUAAUCCAUCUUCUCGUCGACCCAGAAGACAAUCAUACUCAUCUGGAUCAUCAUAUUCAAGCACAAGCUCCAGUCGUAGUUCAAGCCGCAGUAGCUAUUCCUCUUAUGACUCUUUGUCCAGGUCCCGUUCCCCAUCUCCCUCAGUCCGAUCUAGAACCCAUACCAAAGGAAAAUAUCCUCCAUCUUCACCUCCUGCCGCAAAUCCCUUACCAACGUCACAAUCACGCGGUGCAAUGCUGAUGAAUCCACCUGCGCCAUCACCACGUGGUGGUCCUAAAGGUUCUAUUUCACCGACUGGUACUCUUCAUCGACGUGCUGGACUAAAUCCACCAGCACCCAGUCCUUUAACUACAACGCGACAUCAUGAAAAAAGCAGAGAUAAAGCUGCACUUGCUGCUGCCGCUGUUGCUAAAGUUAUCAAAAGUCGUUCACGAUCAAGGUCUUCACACAGUAGUUCCGGAUCAGAGAGCAGUGGAAGUAGCAGUGAUUCAAGUGAAUCAAGUUACUCAUCAACAUCAUCAAUUGAAGUUAGACGAAGAAAGGCUAUUUCACCUCAAAUUCGUAAAGAAUCAUUAAAAAAUAACGAAUCCAUCAAAAUACCUAAUUCAAAACCACAACCCGUUAAACUUACUCUUAAACCACAAAAUAAUUUACCACCGCCGAAAAAAAUUGAUCGUAGCGCAACAAUAGCUGGUAAAAAACGACCACUUGAGUCACCACCUGCAUUAGAUAAUAAAGCAAGUGCUGCUGCAGCAGCCGCCAAAGCUGCAAAAAAAGCUAGUUCACGUCGUGAAGAAUUACUCAAACAACUAAAGGCUGUUGAAGAUGCGAUUGCACGUAAACGAUCUAAAGUUUGA
This is a messenger RNA of Cotesia congregata, 2964 nucleotides long. NCBI's taxonomy places the organism in Eukaryota, Metazoa, Arthropoda, Insecta, Hymenoptera, Braconidae. The record is from the annotation of a GenBank genome assembly.